AUGGACGGCGAGGUAAAGUAGCAUAAUUUCUUAUUUUUCUACGUUUUUAUUACUUCUAGAAGAUAAAUUAACCAAGAUAAACAUAUUUGUAAUAUAUUUCCUUUAUUUAAAAGCACUUUUUUCACUUGUAUAUACCAGUUUUUCGCAGACAUUCUGUGUCUUGAACUGUCCUCUUUGACUUUGGAGUUCGCAAGAUUAUAGUUUUUUUUUCUGUCACUAUGAACUAUUUAAUACUUGUUUUUUUCCACAGGCGGUAGAAAAAGCACUAGAAGAAUCAGGGGUUAGACAGGAAACUGUCAGCUUAUUAAGGGACGAAGAAGUAAAUGUUAAAACAAUACAAAAGUUAUUGGCUUUGAGUAUGUUGAUAGCCAAAAAAGCUGUUUUUUAAUCAUACUAUCUGUCUCCUAUGUAGUUACUUGAUGAAAAAUGUUUGCGCCGUUCAAUGUCGGAUAUCCUCAGAAGCUUGGGGCUUAAAGGCGGCCAAAUUCUGGCCAUAAAGAAUGCCUUUCCAUCCAAUGAAAAGGUGAAUAAAACAGAUUUUUUAUCAGAAAAUACUCAAAUAUCAAUACAGAUUUAGUACAUGCAUUGAAGAGUGGAAAAAAUUAUGCAAACACCCACGCUAACACCGCCAGUAGUUUUAGCAGUAGCUUGAAUUCAUUCUAUAUAUUUCAGACCUGAGCCAUAUAAUAAAUAAGACAUACAAACAUGCAGCAACUAUAGUUUCGGAUGAAGCAUUGGUGGACGUAGUAAUUUUUAAAAAAUCGAUGUGAAAAUAAUAAAGAAUUGCCAGUUUCAAUGACAAAAUAUUUAACUUCCAAAACGUCUGUUGUCCAUAUGAUCUUGAAUUUGGUACAAACUAUAAGACUACUUACGUUGCGUUGAUAAAACGUUUUGAAAUAUUUUUGACUAAAUCUUUAUCUAUAAGCAUAUAAACGUCGUGUUUGAAAUAAAACCAUUUGAAACCAUGCAUUUUUUUCGCUAAAAAAUAUAUUAAAUAGACAUAUUAGAUUACUUAUUUAUUACAUAGACGUAUUUCACAAAUCAUGAACCUGUGGAUCUAAUGGUUUACCACGGCAAUUGUUCAUGUCUGAUCUACAGUACACGCUAAGUUCCAAGUGAUUUUAUUCAUGCAGUAAUCUUCCAAUGUGUAAAAUUGCUGUGCCACAAGCUGCAUGGCAUCACAGGUUUUACCAACCCAGGUCAACAGCCUUUGAAGGUAUAUAAUAAUAGUCUCAAGUCUCAAUUAUAUUUUUUGUCAAUUUUCAUAGGAUACCAGUAUACAAACUCCUACCAUCGAAGAGAAGAGUGAGAAAACUGAACUGCUAUUACAAAAAAAGGUAUUGUUCUGUUGGCUUUCUUAUGCACCACUCAUUUAAAUUGACUCCUCUGCCGACUAAUAAAUAAAUUUUAUACCUGUUUUUAACGCACUAGGAAACAGCAAUUAGUAAAUCAUCAUUUGUAAAAACAGAUAUAAGAAAUUCAGCUAAAGAUUGGGUGCACAGCUAUGUAUUACCAAACAUAAAAUCAGUAAGUACAUGACUUGAAUUGUAUGUUAAAAAAAUAAUAUUAUAAAGAAAAAAAAAAUGUUAUAAAGCUUCUUUGCACUUGAGCUUGCGUGGUUAACUUGAAUUCAGAGCCAAAUUAAUGCUGGAUUCGCUUUUUUGUCUAGUUUUCCCCUAGGGUACAGGAAGCAAUCCGCAGUCAAAAAAUGCUGGACAACGUGAGAAACGAGUUUCUCAGAGACGUAUGUGAUUCUAUAAGGCAACAAACACUCUUUCCCACCAAACUAGAAAGAGAAACUGUUGCUCUUAAAAUUGUUGGGGAAUACCCAUUUAUCAAGGAUGCAAUUGGAAGUGGGAUUGUAAGUAGCAAAGAUUAAUAUUUAGCAUAAUUAGGUAUACCAGUCAACUAAGCAUGCUAUAGCUUUUGCCAUCAUGCACAUCCGACCGGACACAAACUGGAAACAACACAAUUACACUGGAGAGGGCAAGACACGACACUUGUUACAAGACAAAUAGGUUUAAAGGUUUUUGAGUCAUCCAUGUCAUAGUUGUUUAUAUUUAGAGCUGCAAUUAUUCUUAGUGUAAUUGAAUAAGUCAUUCCGAGUUGUUUCAAGGUUACAUUAUUGUUAGUUAGUUCCUGUGCAUGAUAGUGUGCUCCAUAGCCGGGUUGAUCGGUUCGAAAGGAUUUAGGUAUGUUGAAGUCUUGCAUUGGGUGUUAGAGAAUGAGAGAUGAGUUUGGCUUAAAUGACCUGUUUUUUUUGCUGCUGGUGUUGGGUAUUGGUAGGACUGGUUUGCAUGCAUGUCACUGUUAAAUACUAUUACCGUACCCCCCCCCCUUCUCUGACAUACUUAAUGAAUGCUCCCUUAUAGGGAUCUAUCGAACAAGCGAUUGCGUUCAGAUUCAAAAAUCUAAGAAAAAACAAACCAGAACAUAAAGAGAAAAGUUCAAGCUCCACCUCAGACAUAUUAACAAAACCAGCUAAGAGACUGAAACUGGCUGGUCCAAAUGCCUUACCUGACAUACCUUCAGGUGAAACAGAAGAUACCUUCAAGGAUCACAUGAAGAGGCUUCAAAAAGAGAUGACCAAAACAAAAGGAAAGAACCAGCAGCUAAUAAAAACUCUGAUGGAUGCUACUUUUGCAAUGCGUCGUCGAGAAAUUGUUCAAAAUGCAGUGUCCAUAAAUGACCUUUUAAAGCGAUUUCCAGCACUAACUCUUACUUCUGAGGUAUAUAGUAACCACAAAAUGUUAAGACCAAUGCUACUUGCAUGCUACUUGCAUGGAAAAUAACUUAAACACACAAUGGACCUUUCCCCUUUUAGACGAACUUUUGAAUCAAGAAAAUUCAUUAGCACAGCUGGAAAGAGCAUCAUAAAUUUAGUGAAACUGUGAAGUUUGGUUACAAAAUAUUGUAAAAUGUGGAAAAUACAGUCAUGUAAAUUUUGCGAAUUUUGUAUACUUUUGUAUUACGCACGAAAAUUAAAAGUGAUAAUAAAAUUUCGAAUGUGAUUAUCACUUUGUCGCGCGUAAUACAAAAGUAUACAAAAUUCGCAAAUUUCACAUGACUGUAUUUUCCACAUUUUACAAUAUUUUGUAACCAAACUUCGCAAUUAUACUAAAUUUAUGAUGCUCUAAUUUCCAACUGUACUAAUAAAUUUUCCUAAUUCAAAAGUUUGUCUAAAAGGGGAAAGCUAGGUCCAUUGACCCACCGUUUCUUUUAUUAGCUUAAGCGAGAAUUUGGUCGAAUAUCACAAGUAAGAUGUAAAGAUGCGAUGGAUAAACUAAGAUCACUGGCACCAAACAUUGUUGAGUAUGGCCAGCAAAUACCAGCAGUGAAAAACCUAAUCUCAAAUCUCUCUACAAUGGAUGAAGAUAGUAAACCAGAAAGUAUGUAUUCUCACAGCAAAAUUAUUUGUAUGCUUUUACUAAUUCCACAAUUAACAUUUCAGUUGUGUCUAAUAUAUUCUACACGUACAGAUUAAACACCAGACGAUCUUAUUUAUCAUUAGGUAGAACUCCUGGAAGUUCAGGGGUGAACACAGAUUAAAAUUCAGGAUCCUUUAAGUAGCCUAUACUGCUUUCAUUUAGCCUAAUAUAAACUUCCAGGGGUUCUCACUUGACGAUUAACAAAGCUUGGUUUUUUGCCGAUGCUCAACGGGCCAUUCAAUUGAAUAACAACACAUCACCUGGUCACAGAAUGGACAAUAAUAGCAGAAGAAUCACUUUUGUCGCAACCUUUGAUAUUUUUGUCCUCAAAAAUGUAACUCGCUGACGCCAAAGCCCUAAGGCUUCGAUAGGUACAAAGUACUGGUUGUACUACCCAGGAUGGUGAAGGAUGCCGUGAAUUUAACUUGCUGACGUCAAUUUACGCCAUCCUGGCUAGUACAAUCGGAGGUUUUGAUAGGUAAAAAGUGCCAGUUGUACUUGCCAGGAUGGCGUAAAUUGGCGUCAGCAAUCACCAUUGAACUAUAAAUAAACUGGAAGGCUAACUCCUAUGAUGAAGGCCUAUGAUUGGUUGAAGCCCAGUAAACCCGCGCGCGGGAAAAUCAAAUUUCAAAAGGACUAAGGAGAGUUUCGAGGAGUGAAAAAGUUUCGGUCAAAAGUUUGUUUUCGAGCAGAAAUGUGCAAGAAAAACACUUUUUCCAUGGGAAUACAACGAUAAUUAGAUUUCAAACCAGGUUUUCCGAUUAGUUCCAACUGUUUUACAUCUCUCUGCAGCAAAAAGUAAGGAGUUUUGCUUUUGUACUAUAAAAAAAUUAAGAAAGUUUGGACGUGUCGAAAGAAAACUCGUUCUUCAACUCAAAAAAAAUAUACUAUAAAACAUUUUGACAGUCCCAAAAAUUAUGCUGUACUAAACCCCAGGUAUUGUUAUUGAUCCUAAGGUUUUAGUCCUGGUUUUAUUCCUUCUAAAACAUAAAUAAAUUGGCGAAAAACCAACCUAAAACGCGCGGGUUUUCUGACCGUUUAUGCUUAUGAUCGUGUUUUCUCGUAUUUUUUUGCUAAUUCGUGAUUUGUUUGAUUUGCGAAUAUUAAAUUUGUUUAUCAUACUACUGAUAUAAAUUUAAUUUGGUGGUGUAACUAAUAUUUUGGGGCAAGAUUUUUCUGAUAAAAAAUGUGCAUAUUUUGAGAAAAAAAAAAAAAAAGACUGGGGCUACCUGCAAAGUAAACAAAAAGUUUUCUUCAAUCCCCCCCCCCUGACUUAUCGUUCCAGAUUAUAUAGAGUUCUCUGGCAAUCACGCGUGCGCGUUGAGAAAUCGCGAACUGAGUUUUGCUGAAGUGAGACUUCUGCAUGGUAUUACUUAAUUGUGUGACCUGGUGGAGGACAAUGUCUUAGGGGUCUUUUAAAUCACAUUUCUGAGAGGGGGUAGGUGUGUAUAUUAUUAGGUACAGCCUUAAGAAUUAUACUGUAGAAUUUUUCAAAAAUACCAAAUGAUACGUACCGGUUUAGAGUAGACAUUAGAUGGAAAUUAAUGAGCGUGGGUUAAGCUUAUUGUCCCUAUUGGAACCAUGUUGGUUAUUUGAGCAGCAGGUAGUACCCCAAUUCCCCAAUAUUUUAGUAAAUACUGAAUUCAAGCUGAUUUUAAACAAUUUUAGAUUUAAAUGAAACUAUUGCUAUACUGGUGCUGGCCAGGGUGCUAAAAGAUAAAAGAGAUGACAUGUUUCUCAAGGUUGUUGAUGUAAGUUUUCAGACCUGGAUGUUAUUGGCAUAAAUUUUGUUCCAAUAGUAAUUGGCUUGGUAUGCCCAAUGAGGUUGAUCCAAAAUGAAUAUUAUCAAGUGAUAAUUAUAUCUGCGCGUCAUGUGUUGCAAUUUUGAUUUCAGACUUGAUGAACAUUGAAUAAAUUCUGGGGUCCGAUGAACACAGGAAUUGUGGCUCCAAAUUACAAUAAAAAAGAGUUUUGAGUGUUUAAUCUUUUACAUGCAAAAUACAUAAUAGGCAAUAUUUUUUCAACUUUAGGAAAAUGAUGACAUCGACAAAGUCAUUGCAGAAACAACCGCACCAAGAAUUGUCGCUGGGGAAAAUCGGCCUUUACCAGAUCCAAUAUAUAUUGUAAUGGAUG
Molecule: messenger RNA, 5561 nt
Organism: Paramuricea clavata
Lineage: Eukaryota; Metazoa; Cnidaria; Anthozoa; Malacalcyonacea; Plexauridae
Source: the annotation of a GenBank genome assembly